UCGGCGAAGGCUUGCGUUUGAAGGCUGAUAAGGAAAUGGAUAAGUUGGAUCUUCCAGUGAAGGAAUCAGAGAUUGACAGACAGUGUAGUCUGGUCACGAAGGAGGCACUCAACACGUAUGAUGCCAGCGUAGGCAAGCAUGCGAAGGGUGCCCUUUACGCUGCUGCAAGAACAAGGAUGCAAAUGGAAAUCAAGGCGAACUGCAAUGCCGUAACGGUGGAGAACAGCCGACGCAUCCAAGCUAUUCUCAAGAAAGCACAGUCAGCAUAUCAAUCAGCAUACGAGGAUCAUCUCAAAUCGGAAGCGGGGUUCUCCGUUGUCGCAGAGGUCAUUGGGGCAGGGGAUGGCUCUUUGCCCUCGGAAGUGGACGAGGGGAGGACGGGUGCGAACUUUGCAAAAGAAGUGAAUGCAGGGGGGGAGCUGCAGCGGCCAGUUCCGGUCAAGAUGGUUGACCAGAUUCAUGCCAUGGCCGUCAAGCAAGCGAUUGACGCAUUCAGCAGAUUGGUGAAGAAGGAGGGGUUGGCCUGGAUCGGGCCAGGAUAUGAUCCAUACGACCUUGCCGAUUUCCAGAAUGCACAGUGGGCAAAGCGGAAGCUCUUGGAGAUCAAGACAGCAGCGAUGGAUCAGAAAGCAGGCGAGACUGACGAGGCCUACGAGGCACGGCUGGCGACCAUCAUGGCUGAAACCAAGCAGCGGGCAGACGCAGCGGCAGCGGCACGGAAGAAGAAAGAAGCAGAGGCAGAGAAACAGUGUCUUCUGGCGGAAGAACAGCGGCAGAAGCACGCGACAGCAGCAGCCAAGGCCGCUGAUGAAGAACGCGUACGGCGACGCGAGAUCAUAUUCAGGGAGGAAAGUGCAUUACACGCACAGGCCAAGCAUUGGCAGAAGGAGGCCGAGAACGGCGAUCCCGUUGACGUUGGGAGCAGAGUAUCUCAGCUGCUCAACCAUCUGGACAUCCACCACGUCAUCGACGCAAAUCGGCAUGCAUAUUUGUACUCCCGCUCGGGAGGCGCAUGUCAGGCAUGGUUGGACAAUAUGCUGUCCGCACAUGCAUGUACAGUCACCGAGUUGCACAACUACAUCACUUGGGCAGAGCUCACGGCGGCAUGGAAGAAGCGUUUCCAAGUAGAACCGCCCGAGCACCAGGCGAUGGACAAGCUGCUGACGUUUUCGCAGAACAACAUGCCAAGCGGAGACUGGAUUUCUGAGUUCCAACGGCUGGCAAGCACGCCCAAGUUGCCGAUGAACUUUGACGGCAUCAAGCUUUACUUCAUCAAGCGGUCGUGCCCAGCGUUGCAGAAUGUGUUGACUCACGUCGCCGAGACCCUCACCACAAGUGAGGAACUCUUCAACAAGGCCGCGCAGAUCAUUGUGACGAACUUGGCAGCCCGGAAUACGGACCACUCGUCAAAUGCCGGCCAGGGCGCGCAUCAGCAUCGGCCGAAAGUGGCCGUGGUCGCAGCGACAACGACUAGCGACCCUUCUACUUCAAACGAGGCUGCUUCGUCUGACGAGGGAGACAGACUCGCAGCUGCCCAGAAUGGUGGCCGCCCCGCCAAAGGACGAGGACGCGGCAAGCCGAAGGCCAACACCAAUACUUCUUCUGGGCCCGGGCAAGCAGCUCCAGCUCAAGGACCUUGGACAGCGUACGGUCUGACGGAGCGCGGGUAUCGCGUCCGCACCAAGUACCCCUUUUAUGCACCACCAACUUCGCCUACGGAGGACGAGGUCGCGGUGGGGGACAUUCUUGCGUAUGUGAGCAAGGUGGCCCACGAGUUUUGCACGCAUCGGUACGACGACAACAACACACCGCUCCUUUAUGUCCGCAUCCAAAUCGGGCAAGCGUCCUGCAGCGCUUUGCUGGAUAGCGGCGCGACUCGCAACUUCAUCAGCCAGUCCUUCAUGCAAAGGGCCGGCCUUGGACCACAAGUUCGAAGGAAGGCACACCCUACGUCGAUCAAGUUGGCGGACGGUCGAACGCAACAACUCCUUGAUCGCUACAUCGAAGCCGUCCCGGUUUACUUCGCACCUCAUGCAUGCAAACCGGUGACGUUCGACGUCUUGGACACGGACUUCGACAUCAUCUUGGGCAUGCCUUGGCUUGCAAGUGCGGAUCACACGGUCAACUUUCAUCGUUUGACACUUACGGUUCGCGACGCGUUCGCCGCCGAAGUACCAUGUACCAUUCCUCCUCCGCACCCUUCGAUCCGGUGCCAAGUUGUAACAGCCAAGUCUUUUCAGGCCACUUGUGCUUACGAGCGGACCGAAGAGAUCGGCUUAUGUUUUCUUCGAACCAUCGCGGUAGCCGACUCUCCACCUACGGACUUGUCUUCAGACCCCCGGGUGGUGCGGUUGCUCGACGAAUUCGCCGACAUCUUCGAGUCACCUACCGGCAUGGUGCCGGAUCGGCCAAUCUCUCACGAGAUCAUUCUCGAGGCCGGUGUCGUGCCGCCAAAAGGUUGCAUUUACCGCAUGAGUGAGGAGGAACUUACAGUACUCCGCGCGCAGCUCGACGACUUGUUGGACAAAGGCUGGAUCCGGCCUAGCAGCUCACCCUAUGGUGCGCUGGUUCUCUUCGUUCGGAGGAAGAACAAGGACCUUCGCCUAUGCAUCGAUUACCGCAAGCUCAACGCGCAAACCGUCAAGAACGCGGGACCUCUUCCUCGUAUUGACGACCUUGUGGAGCGCUUGGGCGGCGCAAAAUUCUUUUCUAAGCUGGAUUUGAAGUCGGGAUAUCAUCAGAUCUUGAUUCGGCCGCAAGAUCGCUACAAGACCGCGUUCAAGACACGGUACGGGCACUUCGAGUGGGUUGUAAUGCCUUUUGGACUCACCAACGCCCCGACGACUUUUCAAGCGGCGAUGACCAACGAGUUCCGAGCAAUGUUGGACCGGUUCGUGCUGGUCUACUUGGACGACAUUCUCGUCUAUAGCCGGACCUUGGAGGAACAUCUUGACCAUCUUCGACGAGUGUUGGAGACACUCCGGCGUGCCAAGAUCAAAGCCAACCGCGACAAGUGCGAGUUCGUACGUCAAGAGUUGGAAUACUUGGGCCACUUCGUCACUCCACAAGGCAUCAGUCGGUUGUCGAACAAGAUUCAAGUCGUCCAAGAUUGGCCGGAGCCACGAAACGUCACGGAUGUCCGAUCAUUCCUUGGCCUCGCCGGCUACUACCAACGUUUCAUCAAAGGCUACUCGAAGAUCGCGGCUCACUUAACCAAGCUUCAAUGCGAGGACCGAUUGUUUGACUUCGGGACAGACGCGCGGGAAUCAUUCUUGGCCCUCAAGGCCGCAUUGCUUUCCGCGGAGGUAUUGCGGAUAUAUGACCCACUAUUGCCAACGCGCGUCACCACGGACGCAUCCGGCUAUGGCAUUGGUGCCGUCCUCGAGCAACAUGACGGCGUGGACUGGCACCCGGUCGAAUACUUCAGCAAGAAAGUGCCGGCCGUGCACUCCAUCGAUGAUGCACGCAAGAAGGAACUUCUCGCCUUCGUCCACGCACUCAAGCGGUGGCGGCACUUCCUCCUCGCUCGACGCCAGUUCCGAUGGGUAACGGACAACAAUCCGUUGGUCUUCUACAAGUCUCAAGACACCGUCAACAGCACCAUCGCCCGUUGGAUGGCCUUCAUCGACCAAUUCGAGUUCUUUCCCGAUCACAUUCCGGCGAACCGUUUUGCGGAUGCCCUUUCGCGGCGUCCGGACCACUGCACCGCGGUCUACUCAACCUUCGAGAUCGAGGACGACUUGCGGGACAGCUUCAUCCGCAGCUAUCAAGCCGACCCCGAGUUUCGCGACAAGUGCGCGAAUUGUUCCUCUCCCAAUCCGGCGCCUUCGCACUAUCGGAUCCAAGAGGGAUACUUGUUUCUUCACUCGCGGGGGAAGGAUCUCCUUUGUGUGCCGCAAGAUUCACAUUUGCGCACCCGGCUUCUUGGCGAGUUCCACGACGCCCCCACCACCGGACACUUUGGAGUGAAUCGCACGAUUGGCCGACUACGCGAGCGCUUUUGGUGGCCCGGUCUCCUCGACGACAUCACGCGCUAUUGCGAGUCAUGCGAAGUUUGCCGACGUUGCAAACCUCUCAAUCAUCGUCCGUAUGGUGAACUACGACCAUUACCGGUCACCUUGCGCCGAAGGGAAGCGAUUGCCAUGGAUAUCACCGGGCCGUUCCCCAAGCACAAGACGGGCGUCGAUGGGAUUCUCACGGUGGUUGACCGCCUCACCAAGUUUGCCAUGUUCUUGCCUUGCCGCUAUCACGCCAAGGCACCGGAGUUGGCCGAGGUUUUCUACGCCGGUUGGAUUCGAACCAAGGGAUACCCCAAGGAAAUCGUCUGCGACCGCAGCACUCGGUUCAUGUCCGAUUUCUGGUUGGCGCUCAUCAAGCGAUGGGGCUCAUCCCUCAAGCCAAGUUCGGCUCGCCACCCCCAAACCGAUGGCCUAACGGAGAGGGCACAUCAGACCGCACAGGUCCUUCUUCGAACUCUCAUCCGUCCCGACCAAAAGGAUUGGGUCGAGCGGCUGUCGGAUGUCGAGUUGGCAUACAACUCGUCCAUCCAUCCGGCUAUCGGGAUGUCGCCUUUCGAAUUCGAGCAUGGCUCGCCGAUCAACUCUCCGUUGGACACGAUCAUUCCACGGACGAUCGAGAGCGACGACCACCUUCUUUUCAUUCGUCGGAUGCAAGAGCUUCUUGUCAAGGCACGUGACCAGAUGUCGAAGACGCAGCAACGUAUGCGCCAACCGGCCAACCGCCAGCGUCUUCCUUGUCCGUUCCGCGUCGGCGACCUCCUCUACCCCAACGGGGGCCUUCCAGAUGCAGCGCCCACCAAGGUGAUGAAGAUGGCGUCCAUCAUAGCCAGCGGGUCAGACACUGAUGAGGGUGGAGUUGACGAUGCGAGACUGACACGUUCGAGAUCACUUAGGGUCCCGCACGUGUUUCAGACCUUACAACCGGGAGACGAAAGACGGCUUCGUGCCGAAAAUAGAGCCCGUGCUCUCGCAGCAGCCAGGGAAACAGCACUAGCUGCAAGUCAGGCGUUGGCAGCAGCAAACGCAGCAGCUAGAGAACAGGCAGCAGCAGCCAGAGCAGCAGCAAUGGCUAACGGCGAAGCCUCUGCUGCGUCCUCGUCUGGGACCCAGUUGGGAAUGCUCCCUGGGCCCACGGGUACUUCCGGGGUAGUAAGUUCUUGUCAGUCCACAAGUCAAAUGGCGGGCUCGCAGUUAAGCCCGUUGACCCCACGCGGCAGGGAGCUCCUAGAGCUCCAACAAGUUGAAAGGAUCCGCGCUCGGUUAGAAAGGGAACUGAAGCAAGCUACCGACAGAGGAAAGAAGAUCAAAAAUAGAACAGCCAGGCUUGAUACGUUAGAGGCAGACAAAGCUGCACUAGAGGGUUUGGAUGAGUCAGCCAUGACUGACCAAAUGAAAGUGUUGAAGAACAGCGUAUUGUCGCUGCAUGCGCACGUGGACAGCAGACUGGACUUCAUGUUGAACUCUUUGGACCAGAUCUUGGACCUUUUGCAAAGGCCAAGAUUACGGCCAGCAGCACAGUCGCCGUUGCCGUUAACGACGAUGUCAGGCCCCUUUCCAGUACAAGCUGGCACACAGCCAAGUGGUACGUCUGCAGCAGCCGCAGCAGCCGCACAGACUGUUGCUCCUUCUUCUUCUGGGUCAGCGGUGACAGCUACACCAUCACCACAACAACCUGUUCCUCAACAGGGACAGCCGCAAGGUCAAUGGUACCCAGAGACCCCUAUGAAACCGCCCCUUGCCUUCUCCGGAGAGAAGAAGGACGAGGAACUCAACACAUGGUUGAGAACAGUUCCAAUGUGGGUAAGGGCAAAGAGGACUUUGCAGGAGGAGGAGGUGAUUACUGCUGCAUCUUACCUUGAGGGUAAGGCAGCCAAAUGGCUAGAUGGAAUAGUACCAAAGGGCGGGUUCGGACGACGUAUGGCAGACUGGGCUAAAACCCUUACGUUAGAAGAGUUCUUAGACACGGUAGAAGCUCGCUGGCAUAAUCCACAGCAGGCACAAAUUGCCACUGAUGCGAUGCUCGAAUUAGACCAACGAAAGUACAACUCAGUCAGAGAGCUAACGUCUACUGUAGAGAGCCUUAUCGUCGUUCCCGGCAUACGCUACGAUGACCAGGUCUUAUUGACCAUCUUCGUGAGAUAUUUGGAAAGCGAGUGGUCAAGCAAGGAUCCUCGCGAAUCUUGGGUGGCACUAAGUAGAGGUCCUAGAGGCGAACAUUUCGUCAUGGAAGUUGUUGUAGGAGGCCGCAAAUGUGGUGCCUUCGUGGACAUCGGCUCCACGCGGAAUUACAUAAGUCGCGACUGCUUGGAAAGGUUGCACCUACAGGACCGGGUACAGCACCUUAGUAGACCGGUAGCAUCUACUUUGGCCAAUAAGGAGCGCAUGGUUGUCACAGACUAUAUCAAGGAUGUAGUCUGUACCUUGUCCUAUGGAGGAGGGGAACUUCAUCAUAAGAUUUCGUUCCUAGUUAUCGACGACUUACCGUUUGAUAUGCUGUUAGGAAUGUACUACCUUGAGGUUGCCAAGCCCCAGUUCGGCUGGGACAAGAAGGUGCUAAAGCACAAGUUGCCUGAAGGAAGAACCGUGAGACUAGCUAAGUACAAGGCCAGUAGUUUAAUAGAAACCUAUGGCUGCUUGUGUGCAUCAGCGUUCUAUAAUUAUUACAAACAGAACCAAGAGGAGGGUAUAUGGCAAAGAUUGCUUAUGUACUUGGAAGGGAUUAGGUCGGAAGAUGUGAAGGUGGCUAGUAUCAGGGACUGGCCACGACCUCAGACUGUUACUGAGGUCAGAUCUUUCUUAGGAAUGUGCGGCUACUAUAGGAACUUCGUGAAGAACUAUUCCACAGUCGCCUCUCCUUUGACUGAUCUAACUCGACUUGACACGCCGUGGGACUGGAGUAAUGAGUGCGAGGCUGCUUUCAAACGAUUGAAGCAUGCACUCAUGAAUCAUGAGGUUCUCAUGGUGCCCGAUCCUCAGAAGCCUUUCAUUGUAACCACUGACGCGAGCCAAUACAGCAUUGGCGCAGUGCUGGCUCAGCAGGAUGGGAAAAAGCUUAGACCGAUUGAGUAUAUGAGCAAAAAGAUGCCAUCAAAGAAACUGGCAAAGUCCACCUACGAAAGGGAACUCUAUGCUCUCUACAAGGCACUUGUCCAUUGGAGGCACUUUCUGUUGGGACGGUUUUUCUAUUUGAGAACUGACCAUCAGACCCUUAAAUGGAUCAAGACUCAACCGGCUCUUUCUWAUGCACUCAAGCRYUGGAUUGAGGUCAUAGAUCARUAUGACUUCAAGCUMGAGUAUCUGAAGGGAGAGUACAACAAGGUUGCAGAUGCGCUAUCACGUAGGGCAGACUACCUAGGGGCGCUAGUUUCUGAGUUUGGUGUAUCUGAAGAAUUAACUCAAUCGCUGGUGGGAGCCUAUCAGGAAGACCCUAUCACGAUGGACAUCAUACGCAAACUUCAGGCAAAAGACAAGGCCACAGAAGAUGAGUUUGUGAUGGUGGACGGGCUUCUCUUUCUUGAUAAGGCCGGAUUUAAAAGGCUAGUUGUUCCAUCUAGUGAACGUUUGCGAAGUUUAUUCUUAGGAGAAUGUCAUGACGCAACCGGACACUUUGGCUACAAAAAGAUGAGUGUCAAUCUAGUACAACGAUUUUGGUGGCCCGGAAUGCUAGAAGAUGCAAAGAAGUAUGUGGAGACCUGUCAGGUCUGCCAGCGGGACAAGCCGCGAACUCAAGCACCGCUUGGGUUGCUGAAGCCCUUACCUAUCCUCGCUGGUCUGGGACAGAGUGUUUCCAUGGACUUCAUGGACACCCUGGUGACCAGUAGGAGUGGCAAGAGCCACAUCUUUGUCAUCAUAGACCGAUUCACCAAGUACGCUAGACUAAUUGCCAUGCCAGAGACCGCAAGGACUGAACACGUCAUCAAGUUGUUUAUGGACAACUGGGUGCGUGAUUUUGGACUACCAAAGUCAAUCGUUAGUGAUAGAGAUGUCCGAUUCACAAGACCACCGAGCUUUUCGGCGGUUCAGGGGCAAUUUGUAGCCCAGCCUCCACCCACGCAGCAAGCAUCGCAGGCUAGCGUGGCGGGAGGGGCGGCAGAGGCCAAGGUGGACGAGGAGGUGGAGGAAGAGGACAAGGGCGAAAUGGCGGAGGCCGUGGUGGAGGAUGGAAUGGUCAAGGAGGUCAGGGCCAAGGCAACCAAAGUGGCACCCCCUCGAAGGGAACCUGAGCCCGAACGCAGGAAAGAAGUAGUGGAGGUCCUGGAAGAGGAAGAGGAGGAUGACGAUGAAGAGGAUGAGAGGCUCCGACAAGAGGAAGAUCGGCGAGCGGAGCUAAGGGCCAGGAAGAGAGGGGUUCAGGAAGAAGCCGAGCCAAGCCAGCGCAAUAGCGUACCUAAAAGGAAGAAGUACGCAGUUCAGCUAGAAGAGGGCUUCGAUGUGGAAAGAAUGGUGGACAGGCGUCUAGAAGGUCAUAAUGACCUUAUGAACCUGAAGGAUAUUAUGGCGUCCGCCCCAAGGCUCCGAGAUAGCUUGAAAGGGCGGCUCUCGCGGAGGUUAGUGCCCAAUGUCCAUCCGAGUACGAUCCUGCCAAGAGAAGUAGAGUGGACGGAGGCGGGAACGAGAAUGGACUGGAAAUGUGUGGCAUGUGGUUUGAUGGACUUGGUGGUGAGGGACGAAAAGUGUAUUGCAAUGGUGGACACGGGCGCCGAGAUGAAUAUCAUCCGGGAAAGGGAUGCGAUUAUGUUGGGAUUGGAAAUCGACCGCUCAGACCACGACAUACUGCAUGGCGCCAAUUGCAAGGCAGUCUUUUGCGGCACGACAUCCAACGUGAUUGUGGAGAUCGACAGAGUACGGGCGAGGGCUUGCUUCUUUAUCAUGCCAGACGUUGAUCAUCCUAUACUCUUGGGGAGAUCGUUCCUGUGCAGGACAGAGACUCCGAUUUUCAAUAAGCACAAUGGGGCGAUGAUCCUGCUGAUAAGUGAUCCGGCCUGUGGAAAUUAUGAGGUUAUCACCUACCGAAACACAGGGUCAGGGAGUGGAAGGAAUAGGCCUAACCUCGGCUCCUUCACUUAUGAGGAAUCUGAGAACGAGCGGCGAAGGCUCUGGGAGGCGCCUGAGGAAGAAAGAGGGGCCGAAGUGCUGUCACUGAGCCUCACUGAUGUGAAUAAAGCCAUGGAAGUGGUGCCAACACAUGAUAUGGCGGACCCAGAGGCGAUUAAGGCGGUGAGGGAGCAAUUUCUGGAAAGCCCUCAAGUAGGAGAGGUGGAACUAAUCUACCGGCUUCCAGGUGGGAGAGGAGGCCCUGCGAUGGCGCAGGCACAAACAACGAGCCGGCCUUUUUUAGGGGACGGCUUAAGCAGGGCUCCCAAAGGCGGUACAAGACGGAAGUGUCGCCCAGUUCCCAUGCUCGUUACUGAAGAUGAGGAAGCCUAUUACGAGCGGGAGCGAGGAUUGAUACGGCGCAUGCGAGAGCAGGCAUCGAGUGGUCCAUGUCGUAUCAAUGAUGAGAAUGAAGGGAAGCUGAUAAUUGGAGAGCCUGACUUCCUUUCACCCCAAGAGAAGGCUCUGAUGGUAGGAUUAAUGAAGAAGAGGCAUCGUGCAUACGCUUUUAAUGACGAUCAACGUGGGAGACUGGAUGUGGACAAGAUUCCGAUGAUUCGGAUCCACGCCGUCCCACAUAAGCCAUGGAAUCUAAGAGGCGCGCAAUAUCCCAACCCUGACGAGGAAAAGAUGGUGGUGGACUACCUGAAUGGCAAAAUGCGCACACAUGACUUGCAAUGGCUAAAUGCCGUAACAGUGCAAGAUGCGGGAGGAUUGCCAAACGCGGAUGCAUUGUCAGAGUCAUGUGCGGGGAGGCCUAUAAUCUCGCUUAUAGACCUCUAUUCUGGAUAUGACCAGUUUCUUGUGUACCCGCCGGACAGGCCAGUAACGGCAAUGCAUACGCCAAGAGGGCUAAUUCAUAUGAAUGUAGCCCCUCAAGGCUGGACCAAUGCAGUGGCGAUGGUGCAAAGACAUAUGAUUAGAGCCAUGCAGACGGUUAGUCUGCACAUCACCCAACCUUAUAUUGAUGACUUGGCGGUCAAAGGCCCGAGAGAGAGAGGGGAAGACGAAGUGAUGCCUAGAGUAAGGCGUUUCGUCUGGAGGCAUAUUCAGGACCUUGAUCAGAGGCUGAGGGCUUCGCCGAUGGGGCGCCAUGGCCUGCCUAUCCGAUUGGAGGAAGGCAAUGUAGAGGAGUUCAUUCCAGCCUACGAGCCGUAUAUGCGCGAUCAGGGAAUUGUGCGGGAGGAGUGGAUGCAGACAUUGCUCCUUUGGACCAGAAGGGCAGAGAGGCCAGUGGCGAGACAGAUCCGGGAUAGGGCAAGCGAUUGGGAGGACUGUCAGGCUCAGUUGAGACAGGCGUUCCGACAGCCAGAGCCUGAGAGGCCAGAGCCUAGGGUCAAGAGGAGGCGAAGGAGUAAAAGGAUGAGGGAUCCUGAACCAAGGGAGACCAUCGCGACAAGGGGAAGCCGGAAGGCCUUGGCGCGGCGUGCGGAGGAGUCAGUGGUGCCCGCUCAAGCGGUGGAGUCGUUCCCUGCUUGUGAACUUAGGCAAGUGGAGUUUCGUCCGAUCACCAGCAGUGAUCUGCAGGGACCGUCGUUGCGAUCGCCGGAGCGAGAAGAGGGUGGACCGUCAGAGACGCCAUUUAGGAGUCUAGAGGCCCAUCUUAACGCAUCUCAGUGGGGGGCCCCACAAUUGAGCAUGGAUCCGGUUGAGCCACCAAUGGGGGAGCCGCAGGGCCCUGAGCCAGAGGCCGAGUUACACGAGCGACAGGAACCACAGGUUGAGGAGGUCAUUACAGUUGAAGAAGAUACUCCUCCUCCUACCCCGGCCCCAGAGCAGGUGCAGCAGCCCUGGCCGGAAGGAAUUCCUGAAGCAGACAGUGGUAAGGUUCCGAUAACCCCGCAGGAGGAUAUUACGUUGCCCAGACAAAUGGCAGUAACGGAGAGGCCAGAGGAGGGGUGGAGAGCUGAGACCCGCGCGACUAUUGAUUCUCGGUUGCCUGCGCACACGUCCAAGCACCCUGAUAUUGAGAUGCCCGCCCCGAGUGAACCAUCCCUAGGGUCGCCGCGUGCUGAGAGAGGGAAACGUACCGAGGCUUUUGCUCGAGGUACCCACGGAGCGCCGGCAGGGAGGCCACAAAGAGAAAUUGCGGAGGAGAAGUCUGCCAGGGUGCAAGCAUGCCUAGCUGAGAUAUACGAAAGAACGAGAUGGAGGCUGCAGGGGAUGGCAAUCGAGCGGGUGGAUAGGAGGAUAUGCCAGGCGGCGACCACAUCCUUCCACCGAUACACCUUACUCAGUCACGAACUGGCGAUCAGAAGUAAGGAAGUGGAGCAGUUGACUACUCAGCUUGCAGAAGAAAAGGCUGAAAACCUGGCCUGGAGGACGCGCAUGGAAGCCAAGGAAGUUGAAUGGGAGAAGAGGCUCCAAGACAUGGCGGCUGCAGUAGAGAGGCUUUCGGCUACCAAGGUGGUCGAUUGGACUGAGCAUAGUAGAUACGGCAUUCAGGGUGAGGGAAUGAAGGGACUAUUUGGCCAGGGAGGCGCAAGAGGGUCUUCUCAGCAGGAAAAACUGAAAAAGGUAUUCCUGGAACCGGCCGAGGCGGAGACGAAGAGGAAGGUUGAAGAGGGGAGCUUUGAGUUUAAGACCCCCACAGAGUUAGCCUCGCAGCAGGAGGCCCCUAUGCUAUUUGAGGCUCCUGUUGAGGGGCCAACUCAGGGAUCUCAGCCCGCACAUGCUGAGGAAGGGUCUGCAGAGGACUCCCUUGUAAUCCUGCUAGAGGUACAGGGAGGCACCCUUACAGAGGCAAUGGUACCUAGUCAGCCUAAGGCAGAAAAGAGGGAGGUGUCGCGCCGGGACGAGUUGGUAGCUGCAAUGGAGGUGGAUAUGCCACUAGAGAGACCUCAGAGACUGGAUACUCCUAAGCGCGUGCCAGAGAUGGGAGAGUUGAGAGCCCAAUUGGGUUCUUGGGCCACAGGGACAGAUUCAGGAGGGCAUGUCUCUGGGCAGCAGCAGCAGGAAGCCACGAGCCAUCCUGCCAUGACAGUCGCUUCCCAGUCCUCAUCUCCACAUGGGAAGAAGAAGAAGAAGUUUCAGAGGAAGUCGGAAAAUAUGUGUUUCUAUUUUCGGACGGCAUGCAUAGGGCCCUUGAGUGUACGAAGUUCCUCGCGGACAAGGCUGCAGGAAGAGUUAAUGAAGAGGAUGGGAGGAUAUGGUGAAUUACGGGAGGCUGUAGAACCGCAUGCUGCGGUAGGAGCGAUCGUCACAGAGCGCUACGGAGCGGACGAAAAGGGAUGGGCUGGGGGACGACUGGCCGACGGAGAGCAGGCAGCGAAGUUGAUCGCGCAGCGCUGCGCAGCGGCAUGCGGGGCGGAACCUGGGCGUCAGUGCGGGCCAGAUGCAUUCGAUAUGGGGAGACAGCAAGGGGCGAUGGCGAAGGGAGGAGCCGGGUGCGAUCGAGAAGGCAUAGCACUCUCGAUUCCGAACGAAAACGAGAAAGAGAAAAGGCGAUCCCAGGAUUCACUAUCCUCUCUCGUACCUGUUUUCUGUUUGGCACCUGACCUAACACCUGGCCAGCCUGGCUACAGCUAAGUUCGAUCGCUUGCUCAAGGUUGCUAUUGCAGCUAUUGAGAAGCGAUGCAGUGCCAUGAUAAAAUUUGCUGACAAAA
Messenger RNA from Chara braunii, 12718 nucleotides. Lineage: Eukaryota; Viridiplantae; Streptophyta; Charophyceae; Charales; Characeae. The record is from the annotation of a GenBank genome assembly.